Rhododendron vialii is the source of this 2709-nucleotide messenger RNA. RefSeq lists its product as uncharacterized. NCBI's taxonomy places the organism in Eukaryota, Viridiplantae, Streptophyta, Magnoliopsida, Ericales, Ericaceae. Gene Ontology annotation, molecular function: RNA-DNA hybrid ribonuclease activity; nucleic acid binding. The record is from RefSeq and is a predicted model, not a curated record. Bases 1 to 2709 code for a protein of 902 amino acids. The transcript has 4 exons.
AUGGAAGAACAAUGCGUGGCAACCACUGUUGUCCCAUUAGUUGAAGAGGUCGGUGUACCAGCCGAGCAAAGAUCUACCGAGGAGUUAAUACGAUUUCUAAUCCCCGAUGGCGACGGAAGAUAUUUUUUAGUUGGGAGUUCUUUGGGCAUGGCCGAACGAAAGGAGAUGUGUGACUUCCUGAUGCGAAAUAUAAAAGUAUUUGCUUGGACUCUGCAAGAAAUGCCGGGUGUGGAUCCCACAUUCGCCGUGCACGCAUUGAAUGUCGAUCCCAGUAAGCGACCGAUGGUGCAGAAAGUUCGACGCUCGUCCGCCGCACACGUCGAAGCCGUAAUGACAGAGGUGGAUCAACUGUUAAAGGCUGGUGCCAUUCGGGAAGUUUUAUAUCCCACCUGGCUUGCCAAUCCAGUGGUUGUGCCGAAGAAGAAUGGAAAGCUACGGGUUUGUGUUGAUUACACAAACCUCAAUGACGCCUGUCCUAUGGAUCGAUUUCCCCUCCCUCGGAUUGAGCAGAUGGUGGAUGCAACAGCAGGAUGCGAACACCUUAGCUUUAUGGACACAUACCGGGGCUAUCAUCAGAUAGCUUUGGCUCCGAAAGAUCAAGAGAACACGGCCUUUAUCUCUCCUCGGGGAACUUACUGCUACAAGGUCGUGCCGUUCGGCCUGAAGAAUGCUGGUGCAACCUCCAACGCUCCAUCACAAAUAUGUUUCCUGUUGCGCCUCAAUGCAGAGAAGUGUGCGUUUGGUGUAAGCUUAGGGAAGUUCCUUGGUUACAUAGUAAGCCGCCGAGGAAUCGAAGCUAAUCCCACACAGAUCUUGGCCGUGCAGAAUCUCCGAGCUCUGACCAUUAUAAAAGAGGUACAACGACUUACAGGAAUGGUGGCUGCUCUGAACCGUUUCAUCCAACGUUUGGGCGAUCUUUGCCAUCCAUUUUUUCGAGUAAUUACGAUUAGCCGACGCAAAUUUGUAUGGACCGGAGAGUGCGAGCAGGCUUUGCAAUCUUUAAAGCAAUACCUGUCCCAUGCUCCUUUGCUCGUCAAGCCCCUUCCCGACGAAGAUUUAUAUCUUUACCUUGCUGUUUCGGAUCAUGCUAACAGCGCGGUUCUUGUUCAAAAAGAAGGGAUGGAGCAUCAACCAAUCUUCUACUCAAGCAAAACGAUGAUGGAUUCUCAGACGAGACGAGGCCAAUGCUUGGCCACCGCUGCGGAAGAAGCUCGGAUUCAGGACAAAGAAGUUUUGGAAGAACCAUGUAGCCGUCCCACGGAACCCCUCCGCGCUCGGGACACCCUGGGACACAAGAAACUGAAGCGGCAAUGGAGGCUCUUCUCUGGCGAUGCCUGGCGAAUGACCGUCGAUGGAGCCUCUAAUGUUCACGGGGCUGGAGCGGGCAUCGUCCUUGUAUCUCCGAGCGGGACUGUGCAUGAAAGCGUGGUUUCGAUUGGGUACCCAGCGACGAACAACGAAGCAGAAAAUGAAUCUCUGAUUGCAGGCCUCCAACUUGCUCUUCUGCUUGAUGCAGAUUCGGUUCACAUCUUUUGUGACUCUCAGCUUAUUGUGGGUCACUUGAACGACGAUUAUCAAGCAAAAGACCAGCGUAUGAAUGCUUACGUCAGCCACGUAUUGGUCUUGUUCCAAAGAUUUGGCCGAGUGGAAGUGGAAUGGAUCGCUUGGGAGCACAAUGCGCAUGCUGACGCCCUGGCAGGUCUUGCUUCGGUAUAUCGGACCUCGGGCAGUCGCACUAUUGUCUUCGAUGAAGUCGCAAAGCCGAGCUUCGAGCAGCCAUGCCAACUAGUAAUGGCGAUUUCCCUCGGUCCAAGUCAACUAGAUCCAGUAAUUGAUUAUCUGAAGAACCAGGUGUUACCACCGAACAAACGCGACGCAUACAAAAUCCGUUGCCGAGCAACAAAUUUUUUCCUGGAUCCAAACGACAACCUCUACCGACGGACUUUCACUGGCCCUGAUUUGCGUGUCGUCCAUGAAGACCACGUGAAGACUGUUCUGGAGGAACUCCACUCGGGUAGCUGUGGGGCGCAUUUCGGAGGACGGUCCCUUGCACAGCGUGCGCUGACACAGGGCUAUUGGUGGUCGAAGAUGGUUAAACAGUCGGAGGAGUACGUGAAGCGGUGUGUUCGGUGCCAGCUGCAUGUGUCUCUCAUCCACCAGCCUGCCUUUCCCCUUAAAAUGAUCAUUAGUCCAUGGCCAUUCGCGGUUUGGGGUUUUGACAUAGUGGGCAAGAUGCCAAAGGCACCUGGAGGAUUUGAGUAUAUGCUCACAGUCACAGAUUUAUUCACUAAGUGGGUUGAAGCUUCCCCCUUGGUCAAGACCACCGCAGGCGACGUGGAACGUUUUAUUUGGAAGCAUAUCAUCUCACGGUUCGGCGCCGAAGCUUCAAACAAGACAAUCACUCGGGGGUUUAAGCGCCGUUUGGAUCGAAAACUCGAUAAAUGGGUGGAAGAGCUUCCACACGUUUUAUGGGCCUACCGUACUACCCCUCGGCGGUCUACCGGCCAUACCCCAUUUGCUAUGGCCUACGGUAUGGAAGCUGUCCUCCCCUUGUCUACUAUGAUUCCAACAGCCCGAACAGAAAAUUUUAAACCUGUGGAUAAUAAUGCUCUUGUGGGGUCCGAGUUAGACUUUGCCGAAGAACUUCGUGAUAAUACUAACCUUCGGCAUGCGGCGUAUCAGCAAGAAGUAGCCAGGGGCUACAACUGA